Messenger RNA from Plasmopara halstedii, 432 nucleotides. RefSeq lists its product as uncharacterized. The record is from RefSeq and is a predicted model, not a curated record. Bases 1 to 432 code for a protein of 143 amino acids. The transcript has a single exon. NCBI's taxonomy places the organism in Eukaryota, Oomycota, Peronosporomycetes, Peronosporales, Peronosporaceae.
AUGAAGGUCUAUCUUGUUACAUUUGCCAUUGUUGUGGCCUUGACAUCGACCAACACUCAUGCACAAACACUCGGUGAAAGCGUCGUCGCUGGUAACGAAGGCAUGUUCCCAGAUGACGCCACUGGGCAAGAUGUGAUGCCAGAUAACGAUACUACUGAUACUACCGAUACUGCGUCUUCCUCCUCACCGAGUGACUCGUCAACUAAUCCGUCGACAGAAUCCUUAGACUCGAACGCUUCGUCGUCAAAACCUGAUAAUGCCGAGACUCCCGAUACCAGUGCAAGUGCCAGUACUAGUUCUAGCUCUAGUUCUAGUUCUAGCUCUGAUUCCAACGCCAAUGGAUCUUCAGCUCCAGAAAGCAGUGACGCAACCCGCGCGGUUUUAGCAGUUGGUGCCACAGCACUCGCAAUUGUUUUGUCAUCGAUUUUUUAA